This is a messenger RNA of Schistosoma turkestanicum, 996 nucleotides long. NCBI's taxonomy places the organism in Eukaryota, Metazoa, Platyhelminthes, Trematoda, Strigeidida, Schistosomatidae. The record is from the annotation of a GenBank genome assembly.
UUAGAACAAUAACAUUUGCGAGGCGUUAUCUUAACCCUGAUUCGUUCGCUCAAGGCCGUUUGCCAAGUCAUUUUAUUCGAAUUAGUAGAUAACUGGGAUUUCGCAUCACUCCAAACUCAACCUAGUCAUUUGAAAACUACUUAGUACAAUCCAGUUGAUUUGCUCAGUGCUAUUUAUCAAGAAUAUUCAAUUGUACAAUGCCUUUCGCAUCAUUCAAAAAUGUCCAGAAACGAUUCUCUAGAAUACAUAAAGAGCGUUCCCAACCUCAACGUAGACGCCAUCUAGGGAUACUGCCAAAAAAACAAGAUUUUCGUUUAAGAGCCAAGGAUAGAGAAUCAAAGAGUGCUAAAAUAAAAGAGUUAAAAAAUAAAGCUUUAGAUAAGAAUACAGAUGAAUUUUAUUUCAAUAUGUGUAAUUCUCGUUUUGAUGCAGAAAAAGGGCAUAUUCCAUUGAAUGUGGAAAAAAAUUAUUCAGAUUCUGAAAUAAAAUCAUCUUUUGAUAAAAAUAUUACACGUCUACAAUAUGAAUUACAAAAAGAAAUGUCUAAAAUACGUCAACUUGAAUCAAGAACUAAUUUUUUACAAAGUGAAUUACAAAAUUAUCGUUCAAAAAAAACACCUAAACAUAUUGUAUUUGCAGAAGAUUAUAAUGAACUCAUUGAAUUACAUCAUAUAUAUGCAGAGAAAUCACAAGCGAAUAAAAUUGUUACCAAUGAAAAAAUGUCUUCCGACGAUUCCUAUGUUGAAGAUAUUCAUAAUCAACGUUUUAGCGCUUAUACAGAAUUAUCUGAACGUUUAGAAAGAGCUAAACAGUUGAAAUAUCUUUUACGUCAGCAUGAAGCUAAGAAAAAUCUUAUGGCAAAUUCAACUAAAAGAGGAUACAAAACUGUAUUCAAAGGAAGCAAAACAGCACCACCCGUCUAUAAAUUUGAGCCUGUUCGAGAUCGAUAAACACUUGAAUUUUUUCCUGAGUGGUUUAAUUUGUAUGUAUGUACAG